AUGGUUGUCUAUGAAGCUCCUCAUUUGAAAAUUAAAGAAGGCGUCAUCCAUCCAGUCGUUUGUGUUGUCGGAGACCCUCAACGUGCCGAGCUGAUUGCCACCAAGUACUGCGAUCAUUUCGAUGAGCUAGCUUUCAACAGAGAGUAUCGUUCAUACAAUGUCACAUAUGGAGGAGCCGAGCUGUCCAUAUGUUCCCAUGGUAUUGGUGGUCCCGGUGCUGCUAUCUGUUUCGAAGAGUUAAUCAAGUGUGGUGCGAAGAUCAUUAUCCGUCUUGGUACAUGUGGAUCCUUAAAACCGGAAAAUAUCAAUCAAGGAGAUCUAAUUGUCCCAACAGCAGCAUGUCGUGAAGAUGGUGUAACUCAGGCUCUGGUCCCAGAUGGUUUUCCCGCUGUUGCUGACCCAGUACUCUGUAUUGCUAUCAGGGAUACUGCCAAGGCUCUAGGGUACAAGAAUACCCAUUUCGGUAUAUCAUUGAGUUUAGCUGCCUUCUACCCGAGUUCAGCUGCCGAUAGUACUCUAUUGAAGAAUGCAGCUGCUGGUGCGAUUGCAGUAGAGAUGGAGAAUGCUCCUCUAUUUGUCGUCGCUAGUUUGAGAGGUAUUAGAGCUGCUGCGGUGGCAACAGUAGACGGAUCACCCUUGAAGUGGGAUGAUGGUGAUUAUGAUCCUCACGGUGAAGUUGUAAGGGAGGGUAAGGAAAGGAUGAUUAAGGUCGGUUUGGAGGCUGCUAAACGUAUUGUUCUCGAGAACCUCUAA
This is a messenger RNA of Perkinsus marinus ATCC 50983, 753 nucleotides long. RefSeq names its product uridine phosphorylase, putative. Gene Ontology annotation, molecular function: uridine phosphorylase activity. NCBI's taxonomy places the organism in Eukaryota, Perkinsozoa, Perkinsida, Perkinsidae. Gene Ontology annotation, biological process: uridine catabolic process. Gene Ontology annotation, cellular component: cytosol. The transcript has a single exon. The record is from RefSeq and is a predicted model, not a curated record. Bases 1 to 753 code for a protein of 250 amino acids.